CAGCUCUAAAUAGUUAGAUUCUUGGCUAAUUUUGGUGCCUAGAUAACAUUAAAGUGCGAGUGCUGACUAACCGUAGCGACGGGUCGCCUUCAGUAUGGGCGUCGCUAAGCGAACAACGAUCAUGGCCUAAAACAAGGCUGCCAUGUUGACAUGUGAAAUUUGCGGGGAGGACGUGCCCUCAGAAGCGGAGAUGAGGUCACACUUGCUCCUCAGUCACCUGGAGGCCCAGGUCAGGUGCCCUCUCUGUUCGCUAGCAGGCGUGUCUUACGACGAACUCCAGCUCCACAUCAACACAGCCCACGCAGAGGGAGGGGCCUUGUUGCAGUGGAAAUGCACCAGCAUAGGGACUGGCCAGACUGGUGCUGGACCUGAUCUAAAGUGUUCGCUGGUAAUCUCCAACAAAGGUGCAAGGGGUGCGUCCAGCUGUAAUGGUGCUACCAAUAUGGACCGCUCUAAUAGGGUGGCCUGUGCGGCUGUUUCAGAUGACACUGCCAAUGAAGAAUGCUCUGUCAGGGUGGCCGGAAAUGGUGCUUCAGGUUACUUGUCCAAUGAGGGCAGCUCUGACAGGGUGGCCAGUGAGGGAAUCUCUGACAAAGCAGCUGACUGGCAGCCUGGAGUUUGUCCUGGCUACAGACCAAGCCCUAGGGCAGUGUGUUUGUCACAUCAGAACAAAACUCGGGUGAAUGGACAUGCCUGCACUCCCCAAGGGGACAGUGUGUGCACUCGCAACAGUGGAGCGGACCAGGAACCCGUCAAAACGAAACAUAAGCGCCUGUCUUCCCCUAGGAAAGAGAAGCUCCUUCCCUGCCCAAUGUGUUCUUUGGUGUUCAGUGACUGCUUCAUCCUGCAGGAACAUGUAGAGCUGCACCUGCAGGAGAAGGAUGUGAUUGAAGGUGAUCGUGCUCAGGGUCACAAGUGUCCCCUGUGUUCCCUGAGCUGUUCCGACAGCAGCUCUCUGCAGCUGCACGUGGAGCUCCAUCUGGAGGCUGGGACAGAGAGCACUCGCUCUGACCUGCAGCUGGCCAGGCGACUUCAGCAAGAAGAGGACGAGAGGAGGAAGGCAGAGGAAGCCAAACGCGAGGCAGAGGAAUUCAAGAAGCUGCAGAAGCAGUUUGGCCUCGACGGCAGAGGGGGCUACCGCAGACAGAUUGAGAGGAACAUGGAGAAGGCGGUGUCCCGUGGUCACAUGGUCCCUGCGGAGUUCCACAGGAAGAGGGCGGAGGUGAUGGAGUCACUGGCCUCGGGGGUAGAUGACGGAAGGACCAGAACAUCGGGUUUGAUGGCUGCCUUAUAUGAAUAUUAUCAGAGGGAGGGGUCUGACACUGCCCACGUGUGGCUGAGCUCUGAGACUGACCACUACUCUUCCUCUGAUGGGGACCGCGGCUGGGGGUGUGGCUACAGAAACUUCCAGAUGCUGCUUUCCUCCCUUCAUAAGAUGGAGGUUUACAAAGGCUGUUUCACCGAUGGAACAGUUCCAAGCAUUCCACGAGUGCAAGCCCUUCUGGAGGAGGCCUGGAAGCAAGGGGUGGACCCCCAGGGGGCGUCCCACUUCAGCCGCAAGCUGCAGGGCUCCUCAGCCUGGAUAGGGGCCACGGAAAUCUACUCUCUCUUCACCUCCUUUGGAGUCAGGGCUCGUAUUGUGGACUUCCACCAGCCCACUGGCUCGGGGAACACCCACCCCCGGCUCUUUGAGUGGGUGAAGAGGUACUUCUCCACCUCGGCCUGCAGGGGCGCUAGACUACCCCCCAGGGUGAUGCAGACCAUGCAGCCCCCCAUAUACCUGCAGCACCAAGGUCACAGUCGCUCCAUCGUGGGCGUGGAGCAGAGAAAGAACGGAAGCCUGUGCCUCCUCAUCUUUGACCCGGGCUGCCCCCCGGGGGACAUGAGGAGACUGCUCGCUCGUGACGUCACGGGCACGGGUUUGCGGCACCUCAGAAAGCACCCUGGUGGCCUGAAGCACACUCAGUACCAGAUAGUGGCUGUAGACGGUGUGCUGUCCCCAGAGGAGAAACAGACGCGGAUUGUGAACUCCAGAAACCUGCGUGCCGAGAGGGUUCCCUGAUGCUCCGUGUACAAGUUUGUUUUUAUUUGUUUUUAAUUUUUCACUGCGAUAAUUUAUUAUAACGUUCUGAUAAUUACAAUGUGUGUACAUAGUUGAGGCUUUAUUGAGAUAAUAAAGGAUGGUGAUUUCUUGA
Molecule: messenger RNA, 2195 nt
Organism: Anguilla anguilla (European eel)
Lineage: Eukaryota; Metazoa; Chordata; Actinopteri; Anguilliformes; Anguillidae
Gene: zup1
Product: zinc finger containing ubiquitin peptidase 1
Exons: 11
Coding region: 143-2062 (639 amino acids)
Source: RefSeq, a predicted model, not a curated record